AUGGUUGUGCAUGAAAAUGUAAAGUCCUAUCUUGAAAAGGGUGAAGGCAUUGGACAGGGUGAAGGAGAACUGUCAAAUAUUUUAGCUUUUAGUUACUAUGACUUGCCUUAUCAACUAAAGCCAUGCUUCCUUUACUUGGAAAAAUUCAAAGAAGAUACUGCUAUAGAUGCAGAGACGCUAUAUGAGCUGUGGCUUGCUGAAGGCAUGGUUGAAAUACGUGAGGUGCAGCUUGCAGUUACAAAGUUCAUGUCAUGUCGUGUGCAUGAUUUCACGAGAGAUCUAUGCUUGCUCAAGGCAAAAGAGGAGAAAUUGUACAAGGUUAUUGAGAUUGAUCAAAAUAGCGUUGUCAAUUUAGAUCAAUCUCCACCUGAAAUAGGAGGACACUACAGAUUUUGCCUUCGUUUGCAUGCAGUGGAAUCCUUAUACCCGAAAGUAUGUAUUCCCCUACACAAAGAUCAAACAAAGCAUCUUCGUUCAUUUGUGUGUGAACCAAUGAAUGGAGACAACAAAAACAAAUUUCCAGGGAGGAGAAUCAUGUCGCAAGUUAACAAUUUGAAGAUGCUUAGAAUUUUGGCUGUUGAAAACUCCAAUAUGGCCUCCCAAAGCUUUUAUUCAAGAUCACUCAUGCAAUUUAUAGGCAAUCUUAUCCACUUGAGAUGCUUGAGUUUGAGAGGUUGUACUGAUUUGACCUUGCCAUAUUCCAUGGGCAAUCUAAAGUACUUAGAAACCCUUGAUUUAAGUGAUAGUGAAUGUUCAACAAUCCCCGAUGUGCUGUGGAAGUUGAGACGUUUAAGAUAUCUCUAUCUUCCCUACUAUCACUCCAACCAUAAGCUGAGGUUAGAUGGGUUGGGCAUGUCCCUGGAGAUACUUGGAUCAUUUCACAACAGAUUCUGCCUCCCUAAAGAUUUAUCCAAAUUGACCAAUCUUAGAGCCUUGAAAGCUAUUGUCCAUGAGAAUCUUGAAGACCUAGAGCAAUUCAUCAACCAUUUAUCAAACUUGAGCCCUCUCCGCGUCAGCUCACUUACCAUCAAGGUUCAUGAUUUUGGGAUCAACUCCAACAGGCAGAAAGGUAUGGCUCUUCUUGAACGAGUAUUGUUCAGCAAGAACAUUCAUGAAAUAGAGAUUUGGGGUACUUCAUGCAAGCAGUUACCAGUUUACCGACCAUCCCACUUGCUCCCUCCCCCUUGCCUCAGUAAGUUAGAGUUGCAUGGGUCUGGAGUUGAGGAGGAUCCGAUGAGAAUGCUUGAGACACUUUCCAAUUGCAAAAACUAG
Messenger RNA from Coffea eugenioides, 1272 nucleotides. RefSeq names its product probable disease resistance protein RXW24L. The record is from RefSeq and is a predicted model, not a curated record. Gene Ontology annotation, biological process: defense response to other organism. The transcript has 2 exons. NCBI's taxonomy places the organism in Eukaryota, Viridiplantae, Streptophyta, Magnoliopsida, Gentianales, Rubiaceae. The coding region runs from base 1 to 1272 and encodes 423 amino acids.